Molecule: messenger RNA, 441 nt
Organism: Lathyrus sativus (Indian pea)
Lineage: Eukaryota; Viridiplantae; Streptophyta; Magnoliopsida; Fabales; Fabaceae
Source: the annotation of a GenBank genome assembly
AUGGAAUAUUACCAGUUCUAUCGUAGUUGGAUGUAUGAUAGAACGUAUCCAGGAAAACGUGAGCUUAAACCACAUUUUAAAGAAGGAGUUGUUGCAUUUCUUGCUUAUGCGUUUGCUCAAGAAUGUUGUCGAAGCGAAGGAGGGGUAAGAUGUCCGUGUUUGAAGUGUGGUUGCAGAAAUAUAAUUAGUGACCCAAAUGAAGUGAAACGGCAUUUGGAGAAAGAUGGUUUUAGGCCAAAUUAUUGGGUGUGGUAUUCUAAUGGAGAAAUACUGCCAGAGAUGAAUAGAGAGGCUUCAAGCAGUCAAACACAUAUUGGAGUUGAGAUAGGCAGAGAGACAUCAAGCAGUCAAUCACAUUUGCAAGACCGGGAACAAUUUAAUCUCAUAGAUGAUAUGGUUGGUGAUGCAUUAGGGGUGAAUGUGACUUAUGAUGAACCUUAA